Mycena citricolor is the source of this 2050-nucleotide messenger RNA. The record is from the annotation of a GenBank genome assembly. Lineage: Eukaryota; Fungi; Basidiomycota; Agaricomycetes; Agaricales; Mycenaceae.
UAGCGAGAAUAGAUAUGACGGCACUCGCCUCGAACGGUGGGCGCUGAUGAAGGUGCUAAAUCCCCCUCCCCUAGCUUGUGUACUCGUCUCGGAGAAAAGCCUAGGCCCUGGAUAUCGGGGUUUGAUUGAACAGAUCCUGCAGCGCCCUUCGAGCUGGAGAGGAUCCUUGGGAGGGUGGUGCUUGGGAGUACAAGCUGCACGGGGUGCCACAUGAGAUACAGAGACUCGCAUCAUGCACAUGCUAUGGAUUAGAAGCCGAAGUAAAUCACAGGACAUACAUGAGCUAAGCCAUAAAUUCAUGGGCCGAUGUCCCUGGGCUAAGAUUGUUGCAUGGUUCGACGAACUCUGCAGUUCCAGACAGCUCGCUUAUACAUAAGCCGGCCAAUAGCAAACGACCAUUCGUGGGUAGCAACCAGAUAUGAUGAAGAGUUGUUCAACGAAUCCUGGAUAAAGUGGGCGUGCUGAAGUUGAGCGAACCUCGGGAAACAUGGAUGACGUGACAAAGAAUCGUCACCUCACGUUACCGUGUCAACAUUGAUGCAGACGACAAACAAUCUUGUUUGCAUUUCGUCAACCAGCCUGCACCCCACCAGCAUGUUCAGCAGUUCUCCCAGACCCCCGGUCGCGUCCCCCGCGUCGCGCUACACGUCUCCUGCCCUCUCCUCCCGCUACUCCACCCCUGCAAUUGCGUCGCGCUACACUUCGCCCAACACACCUUCCACUCCUUCAUCAUACGCGCCGGCUACCCCAGACAACUAUCGCUUGAAGCGCCUCAGCUUCUCUCCCGAACUGCUCAAGUCUGAUUCCUCCCGCAACUGGCGCUCUCGUGCAUCCCGAAAUGGAAUCCGCGUCGAAGAGGAUGAAGACGUCGAUAGCGAUGUCGACGCGUCGUUCGAUGGCCCGUUGCUUCCCCCGUUCUUGACUGCCCCGCGUCGUCGCGCGCUAUCGUACGCGUCAGAAAACCUGCCUCAAACUCCACCUCGCAACCCGCAGCUUGCGGCGCAUUUACGCUUCAAAGGAAGCGUCACUGCGCCUGCCCAUGAAAGACGUGCAUUUGGUCUGAAAUCUAAUCUCCCCGACGUAGACGAAAUGCAUGAGGGCUUCCACUGCGAAUCCAUCUACGAUGACGACGAACAGGAUCCUGAGCCGCCCCGGUCGUAUACCCAUUGUUCCUCGUGUGCUGUCGCCUCCAAACAGCUCGCGUUGCUGACUCCAUGCAGUCAUGCACUGUGUCCUGCUUGUCUCACCUCCGCUCUGAACAUCGUCGAUCAGCUGUCGAUGUGCUGUGUUGUUUGUAGAGCGACUGUCGUGACAUUUGGUCUCGUCCGCCCUCCCUCUGCUCCAGAACUCGAAGACAGCUUCCUGCGCCCCUUCUCUCCUCCCUCCACUCCAUGUGCAGCCGAAGAUCCCGUCGUGCUUCGUAUCGAUAAUGUCCCUUGGGAUAUUACUCCUCCCGCCAUUCUCGAAUUCCUUGGCAUGUCUCGGGAAAACGGCGCGCGCGCAUAUGUCCUCCUGGAUCGUUUGGGAAAGACACUUUCGCACGCAUUUGUUGAGCUUCCGAACGAGAUGGUUGCUCGUUCCGUGCUCCGAGGGGAAAAUCGUGCCGCCCCAGUGCUUGGCUCUGGUCGCCGGGCUCGAGCGGUGACCCUCACGCGCUCUUCCCAAUCAGCGCUCAUGACAUCUAUAUUUCCAUCUUGGGCUGGAGCUUUCGAUGGACCGGCACCCUCAUUGGCUGGUGUCGCUGGCUCGUCCGUACCUGACGCUCUGGAAGGUGGACUCAUGCGCGAGACCGAACUCACCGACCUCUUGUGGCUUAUGAGGAGCCAGGAUGCGCGCUUCGUGAAGGUGCCUGCCCUUCCCUUCUACGCUUUGAUUGGUAUCUUGGCCAAGUUCCCUACCGACCGAGACAGCCGCGUGUUUUGGACCGUUGCGCUGCGUGAUUUGCUCUAUGACGUGACAUUUGCUGCCAUCCAAACGCUCCGAGGACGUCCACCCAGCCAAGAGAACACGGAUGUGAUCAAGGACAUGGUAGAUACCGCCCUGAGAUGCC